CUCACUCCGAGCGAAGGACUGCAGGAGGAACCUCUCAUCCCUCUCAAGGAUUUACAAUCAGGAAACAAUUCUUAUGAAGUGGAUUAGGAGAGACAUCUGGAACCCCAGAGACGCGUGGGAGGGGAGCGGCCUUGAAUGAAUGAAUAAGUGCCCAAGGAGGACUGGAUAAAAGUUUCCAGAAGUUAUUUUUCCUCAGCAGAUCAUCCUCGUGAGGAAUCCUGGGUUAAUGUUUGACUCACUGCAGGUGUGAGCUUCAUUUCCGUGCUCGGCCGAGAAAAACUUGGAGCAGACCUGAUGACACGGAUCUCCGGUUUCACUCCAAUUUCUGCAGCACCUGCUCAUCACUGAAAUUGCUUUCCAUCCAGCAAGUUUACAACUUCAAAGCCUCGUGCAAUCUUGCAUUGGGGCAUUGUUUGUCUAUAUCCAAAACACAUUUAAAAAGCUUGCAAUUAUGCUCUCACUCUCAUUAUCUCUGCUUCUCCUGCUGCACAGCUGAGAGGUGAGGGAGAAGUGGAUGAGAGGAGAUUAGAGAAGGUAGAAGAGGGAGGGAGGGAGAGAUAAACAGAGGCAGUUUAAGGCUGUAAACACAUCCUGUCCAGAGACGGCUGCCUUCUAAACACAUCAGGCAUACAUCAAGGUUGUAUUUGUCUGUGGUGACUCUGAAGCAGUCGGGGGACAAACAGGAGCGAGCAGAAGGCGCUGUGGUGGUCAGAGAGGACCCGAGGAGCGAAGGGGGGAAACUUUGAGAAGUUUGACUACAGUCAUGGUCUCGGUCGUCUCCUACAGCCUCUCCUGCCUUUGCACUAAGAUGGCACGGCCGCACACGAGGAGCACCGGUUCUACGUCCGCCCUCCACCACAGGACACUGCUCCUCCUGCCCCUGCUGCUCCUGCUGUCUCUGUGGAGCCAGCAGGCCGAGGCUGUGGUCCACUCCAGCUUCCGGCGACUCAGUGGACGAGAGAAGAAGGAGAUGCAGAAGGAGAUCCUGACCAUCCUGGGUCUGCCGGGGAGGCCCAGACCCCACCCUCCGUUGCGACCGCCGUCCUCUGCGCCGCUCUUCAUGCUGGACCUGUACCACGCCAUGUCGGCCGAUGAGGACGAGGGCUACGAGAUUAUCGCAAGUGCACCUAGCAAGGGGUCGUUUAAAGGGGCAGCUCAGGUCAGCCGCCCCGCCCUGCCGACCCUCAGCACGCACACGCCGCCGCUGGGGACGGUGGUCAGCGAGGCCGACACGGUGAUGAGCUUCGUCAACCUUGUGGAGCAGGAGCGUGACCUCCUGCAGCCUCGUCCCUACUGGAAGGAGUUUCGUUUCGACCUGACCCCCCUCCCUAAGGGUGAGACGGUGACCGCGGCAGAGUUUCGUAUCUAUAAGACGCUGACGGUGGGUCAGAGGGCAAAUCGAACUCUGCACAUCUCCGUCUACGAGAUCAAACGAGAGAACAGAAACAGAGAGCCGGAGCUGGUGCUGCUGGACAUGCAGUCGGUGCCUGCGGGGCAGGAGGGCUGGCUGGCUUUUGACGUCACCUCGGCCUCCAACCACUGGCUCGUCCACCCUCGCAGCAACCUGGGCAUACGUCUGUACGUGGAGACGGAAGAAGACCGCUCCCUGUCUGCAGCCUGGAUCGGGCUGGUGGGUCGGAGGGGGCCUCGCUCCAAACAGCCUUUUAUGGUGACCUUCUUCAGGGAGAACCAGAUCCCGUGUCGGCCGCCGCGAGCCGCCAAACCUCAUCCCCGCAAAAGGAAACCCAAAUACGACCUCCCAGUCCCCAACUUCAAAGAACGCAGCUCUGAGAACAGAGGUCAGCCCUGUAAGAAACACGAGCUCUACGUCAGCUUCAGCGAUCUCGGGUGGAAGGACUGGGUUCUGGCUCCGACUGGAUACUCGGCAUACUACUGUGAUGGAGAGUGUUUUUAUCCUCUGGGCGCCUGCAUGAACGCCACCAACCACGCCCUCAUCCAGCAAGUGGUCCACAUCCUGAAGCCUGACGAGGUCCCCAAAGCGUGCUGCGCCCCCACAAAGCUCAGCCCCAUCUCCGUCCUGUUCUACGACGACAACAACAACGUCAUCCUCAAAAAGCAUCGCAACAUGGUGGUGAAGACGUGCGGGUGUCUAUGAGAGUGGAAGAAGAGUCCAAACAACAAAAGGAUGAUUUAUUUUUCCAGACUCUGCAGAAGCAUGAACUGGUGGAUGAUGAAGGCACCGCAAAUCUGAUCCAGCAGGUCUGAAGAGUUCACAGAUUCCCCCAUUUUCAGAUUCUCUGGCUUCAUAACGAUGUUCUAAACGUGCUGAAAAUAAUCCAUCCACGGCUCACUGUUACAUAAACAGCAUAAAUGUACUCCAACAUCCAACAUCAUUUAGCUUCUACAGUUAUGAGCAAAUGUUUGGGCAUUUUUCUUAUAACCUACCAAACACAGACUUUAGUUUAUUACAGAAAGGAUUUAUGUCUCAAAGGCAAAUGAUAUUGGAUGGUAGAAGCCAUCACUGAUGCCCUAUUAUUAUUAUUAUUAUUUUGUUAUGAGAAAUGAACUGACAGCACUA
This is a messenger RNA of Archocentrus centrarchus (flier cichlid), 2539 nucleotides long. RefSeq names its product bone morphogenetic protein 8a (gene bmp8a). Gene Ontology annotation, cellular component: extracellular region. The transcript has 7 exons. The record is from RefSeq and is a predicted model, not a curated record. Gene Ontology annotation, molecular function: cytokine activity; growth factor activity. Lineage: Eukaryota; Metazoa; Chordata; Actinopteri; Cichliformes; Cichlidae. The coding region runs from base 764 to 2116 and encodes 450 amino acids.